Molecule: messenger RNA, 3475 nt
Organism: Brienomyrus brachyistius
Lineage: Eukaryota; Metazoa; Chordata; Actinopteri; Osteoglossiformes; Mormyridae
Gene: kctd16b
Product: potassium channel tetramerization domain containing 16b
Exons: 3
Coding region: 1181-2473 (430 amino acids)
Biological process (GO): protein homooligomerization; regulation of G protein-coupled receptor signaling pathway
Cellular component (GO): presynaptic membrane; postsynaptic membrane
Molecular function (GO): protein binding
Source: RefSeq, a predicted model, not a curated record
AGAACGCGCCUGGCUGUCGGUGAGAGGAGUCAUUGUCAGUCAUUUGGUGAAUGAUACUGACAAACAUGGUCGGAAUUUGAAAUACGUAGAAUUUGUGAUCGGUGGGGAGUUAACAAUGCUCUUCCAACAUCUAUUCUAGUUAAAUAUUGUCAUGCUGGAAAAAAGUUCAAAUGAUGAACUGCGAUGGACGAAGAGAGCGUAGGAAAUUGCAGAUGGUGUUUUCCUUUAAGAUGAUGUAAGACUUUAUUCCCCGUGAUGGUUUAUCCCUGCACCGCUGAAACAACAUCAGCAGAGACGUUUUUACUGUGCUGCCAGCGCUGCUCGCAAGACAUAGCAAGGAUCCCCCCUGCAGGCUCCGGCUAAACCCACUCGCAGCAUCGCCUUUAUAAAGCCGUUUUAAUCGCUGCGCUGGAAAUAAAAGCUGGUCGCGGAGAGGCGAAGCAAACCAACUCCAGCAGGGACAGAUGAAGUGUCCGACGUCCGUUCAGAGAGCCGAGUUCGUGUUUUAUCCCUCAAGUUAUCUCGAACGGGUCAUCAUGUAUUUUUCUUUAACAGGAGAAGUUGACAUGAACUACUGGUGACGCCGCCCGGCUACAUUCCACGGAUUUUUUUAAGUUGCUGUGAACUUUUGCAGGAAUAAUGUAAUAUCCAGUGCUGUUUUUUUUUUAAGGUUGGGGUGAGAUUUGUUUUCCAAGUGCCAACAGUGUUGACCGUGUUUAAUAAAUCCUGGGCGUGAUAAUGCACGAAUUACCAUGUCAUGCUAUUUAAGGUAAUAUUCCAGAGAAGAAAUUGGCCAAGCAUCCCUCCGUUUUCCGGCUACUACCGUCGACGGGCAGAAGAGGCAGGGCGACCGGUUCCAAGGCUUUAUACGCGUCUUCAUAUUUUGAAGUAACCUAGAAACCUUUAUAUUGACCAAAUGGGGCUUAUCAGUCUAUAUUUAACUCUUAAUAUAGCUGAUUGGCAAGAGAAAAUAUAACCAUUUUGUACAACAGUAUAGCUUUAAAAUAUAGUCUCUGGUUGAAUAUAAUUCUGACUUUCGGAUUAGAUGUUUAAAUUCUGGUAUGAUAUUCGUUGAUUUUUUUUUUGUAUGAAAAUCGCUCAGUGAUUAAAUACCCACAUUUACUUUUUGGACGCACAGCAAGCAUUCUUCGCGACUUUAGCCUUGAAGGCAUUUGCAUGCAUGACUGAAAUAAUGGCCCUGAGCGGUAACAGCAGAUCCCAGCCGCAAAACAAAGAUCAAGGCUCUGCUCCCACUUCUUUCCCCGACGUCGUGGAGCUAAACGUUGGAGGACAGGUCUACUACACCCGUCACGCCACCCUAAUUAGUGCGCCCAACUCGUUGCUUGGUAAGAUAUUCUCUCCCAAAAAAGACAAUUUAAAGGAUCUAGCCAGAGAUCCCAAAGGACGCUACUUUAUCGACAGGGAUGGCUUUCUGUUUCGGUAUGUAUUGGAUUAUCUAAGAGAUAAGCAGAUCGUCCUUCCCGACCACUUUCCAGAGAGAGGAAGACUAAAGCGGGAAGCAGAAUACUAUCAGCUUCCGGAGCUGGUUAAAAUCCUCACCCCCGAGUACUUUAAGCAAAGUCCGGAUGACUAUUUCCACAGCGACAUCGAUGACAUCUCCCAAGGCAGCGACCAAAAAAUGUGUCCGCCGUCUUUAGGUGUGAGCGACCGCAGGUACGGGUUCAUCACCGUGGGGUACCGGGGCUCCUGCACCCUGAACCGGGAGAGCCAGCGAGACGCGAAAUUCAGAAGAGUGCCCAGGAUUCUGAUCUCCGGCAGAAUCGCUUUAGCCAAAGAAGUCUUCGGGGAAACCUUGAAUGAAAGCCGAGAUCCGGACAGGACGCCGGACAGAUAUACAUCCAGGUUUUACCUUAAGUUCAGACACCUAGAGAGAGCAUUUGACAUGCUUUCCGAGUGCGGAUUCCAGAUGGUCGCCUGUAACUCCUCGGUUACCGCAUCGUUUGUCAAUCAAUACACAGAGGACAAGAUCUGGUCCAGUUAUACAGAAUAUGUCUUCUAUCGGGGACCUUCUAGGUGGUCUUCAUCUAACUAUGACUGCUGCUGUAAGGACCACAAGGAGGACGGUGAGGGGGAAAGCGGCACCUCCGACAACGAUCUCUCCAGUUCCAGCUCCGGGAGCCAAUCAGAGGCCAGCUCGCCCCAGGGCACAGUGGUGCGUGGGCCAGUGAGUCGUCAAUCACACAUACAGACCUUGGAUAGGCCCACCAAGAGGGGGCAAGCCCCACCCACCCAGCAGUCUGAACGCUGCCGGAAGAGUGAUCUGCUUCGCACCCUCACCUCCAGCUCCCGCGAGGCCAAUGGCAGCCGCAGGAGGCCGGCCAAGGAGCGUCUGACCGUCGAGCAGGAGCUGGAGAAAUGCAUCCAGGACUUCCACAAGAUCAAGAUCCCAGAGCGCUUCCCCGAGCGGAAGACCAUGUGGCAGUCGGAUCUGCUGCGCAAGUACCGCCUCUGAGGUGUAUGUUAAAUAGCACUCGUCCUUUGGGGAUUAUCGAAUGGUCAGUUCGGAAAACUACAUCUUAUUCAUCUUGAAAUGACACUCACAGGGUAUAGGAUUCAAGAUCAAAGUACAGUUCCUGAGGUCGGUAUCAUCGUAUAAUUUUGAGUAUGACUAAAAGCCACAGUAUAUGUAUGUGUGUUGACAGAAUAAUUUUGUUUGUACUGGUUUCUACUGCGAAAUUCAUAUUGCCUGUCCGCCUCCUUAUUUCAAUACUGCCACAUUUGUAGUCAUACAGUACAGAUAGCUGUUUAUCAAGUUAUACAAGUGCCAGAAGACUUCCUGUUUGUAAUUUACAAUCCAUAUUCAUUAAGACGCAUUUUGUGUCUGUAUGACAAAGUAUGCACUGAUGUGAGCUGCUUAUUAUGGUUACAAAACCUAUUUUAUAAUGUUUUAUAAUAUAAUAUGAAGCAUGUGUAACAAAGUUAUAAAACAAUAGGUGCCUAUUUAUGGAAUGAAAGGAGUGCCAAAGAUUUCAUAUGUGUAAUGUAAACUAAAUUAAUUAAAUUUACAGGCAUAUGGCGCAAUAUUUAUAUUAAAAGGUUUGUACCCAUUUUAAUAUGCGUGACUUUUAACGAGGACAAAACCUGUUUUCUCAGUAUAAAAGAUUUUAAGAACUUUUUUUAAACUCCCGUAGUGUAAUUUUCGCAGAACGUUUUUUUUUUGUUGCAAGUAAUGCCAAAUUAUUUCAGGCGAUAGCGAAAGCAAAAUGUUUUGGAAGUGCUUCAGCCUUGCACUUUCGGGGUGAUAUUAUACUAGUGCUUAUACUAGUGCUUCUCUACCCACAAUUUUAUUUAUGAAGUUCUCUCUUUUUUGUAUUUGGAUGGUUAUAUCUCUGACUUUUAGUGAGCUGAUGAUGAAGCCUUUUUGCAAGAACAAAAAAACCAACAAGAAUGUAUUUCUGAGAAAGUUAUGCAGUUCAGUUUGCCUAGUCGAAAAGUGUUGAUAGGGACUGCUAGA